Molecule: messenger RNA, 1129 nt
Organism: Loxodonta africana (African savanna elephant)
Lineage: Eukaryota; Metazoa; Chordata; Mammalia; Proboscidea; Elephantidae
Product: melanoma-associated antigen B1-like
Exons: 1
Coding region: 25-1047 (340 amino acids)
Biological process (GO): negative regulation of transcription by RNA polymerase II
Cellular component (GO): nucleus
Source: RefSeq, a predicted model, not a curated record
CUGCUGUCCUUAACCAGAGUCAUCAUGCCUCGCGGUCAGAAGAGUAAGCUCCGUGCCCGUGAGAAACGUCGCCAGGCCCGAGGUGACGCCCACAGUGUCCAGGGUGCUCAGGCCACUGCAGCAGAGGAAGAGUCCCCCUCCUCUUCCUCUCCUCCUUUUGGGGAGUCUCCCCCGAGCUCCCCUGCUGCUGGCGUUUCCCAGGGGCCUCAGAGCAUCCCGCCCACCACCACUGCUGCUGCAGGUGCUUCGGGCACAGGAGCUGCUGGAGGGGCCGAGGGCCAAGAUGAGGGAGGUCCAGGUUCCUCUGAGGCCCCAGGCCCCACUGAGAGGCCUCAGAAAGAUCCCUUAUCAAGGCAGGCGGGUAUGUUGAUGCAGUUCCUGCUGCACAAGUAUAGAAUGAAAGAAUCCCUUACGAAGACAGAGAUGAUGAAAAGUAUCGGCAAAAAGUACAAGCAGCACUUCCCUGAGAUCCUGAGGAGAGCAGCUGAACGGGUGGAGCUGGUCUUUGGCCUUGACCUGAAGGAAGUGGAUCCCAGCAGUCAAACCUAUGCCCUUGUCAGCAAACUACACAUCACCAACGAAAACGCUAUGAAUGAUGGUGGCGAGUUUCCGAAGAAUGGGCUCCUGAUGCCUCUUCUGGGCGUGAUCUUCAUGAAGGGCAACCGGGCCACUGAGGAGGAGAUCUGGGAAUUCCUGAAUAUUUUGGGGGUCUAUGAUGGGAGGAGGCACUUAAUCUAUGGGGAGCCCAGGAAGCUCAUCACCAAAGAUUUGGUGCAGGAAAAGUACCUGGAGUACCGGCAGGUACCCAACAGUGAUCCUCCACGCUAUGAAUUCCUGUGGGGUCCCAGAGCCCAUGCUGAAACCAGCAAGAUGAAGGUGCUGGAAUUUGUGGCCAAGGUCAAUGAUACAGUCCCCAGUGCCUUCCCUUUGCAGUAUGAAGAGGCUUUGAGAGAUGAGGAAAGGAGAGCCCGAGCCCGAGCUGCAGCCAGGGCUGCAAGGGCCAGUGCACAUUCCAGAGCCACAUCCAGCACCUCUUCCCACCCCUAGUCAAGUCUAAGGCAGAUGAUUCACUUUGUGGUUCAAAAUAAAAGUCAGAUUUCUAAGUAGUGGUAGGCUAAGGUUGGGCUGG